AUGAAGAAAAUAAAACUUGAUAUUUUCAAUAAUAUAGAAGAUAUAAAAGAUUCAAAAGAUAUAAAUAAUAUAGAUGAAGAAAUGGAAGAUAUAAAUAAGGUAGUUAGUAUAGAUAAUAAUGAUAUAGAUAAUACAGAUAAUAUAGAAAAUAUAGAAGGUGUAGAAAAUGAGACUACUAAUAUUGUUACAAAUAAUAAUAGACUUAUUAGAAAAUCACCUAUAUGGGAUUACUUUGAUGAAGAAAAUGUUGAAAGCAAAAUUGUUGCAAGAAUAUGUAAUAAAUGCAGACAAAAAUAUAGUCUAACAACAGCCACUAGUGUUCUUAAUACUCAUCUUAAAAAUAAGCAUGAUAUUAUACUUAUUUUAAAAACCAAUCGACUAACUUUACUUCAAAAACUCUAUAGUAGAAAUGAUACUCAAUGGAAAAAACAAUGGUUUAAAGCUAUAUUUGAUCUUAUAAUUGGUGUAUAA
Messenger RNA from Racocetra fulgida, 471 nucleotides. NCBI's taxonomy places the organism in Eukaryota, Fungi, Glomeromycota, Glomeromycetes, Diversisporales, Gigasporaceae. The record is from the annotation of a GenBank genome assembly.